AUGCAAGCUUCAAUGGGGCAGCAAUCCGACGCAAGGAGGGUCUUGCAGGAGUUGUCAGCGAAGUAUAUGUCUCGCUUGCAAGACUCGGAUUCGAUCAAUGGCGUUCUACUUGCUCUUAAAGACUUUGCCCAAGGCAAUGUUGGCCCUAUUUGCAUCAAAAUUCUGCCGUCGGAGGACGGCAAUCUUCACACAGCGGUCGUGGGGAAUAUCAAUCAAAAGGCCGCAUUGAGAAUGCAGGAGUAUUUCAGCGUCGGCAACACGAAGCCUGUUUCUAUAUUGCAGAUCACUUGUACCAAACCCAAACCGAAGAUCUCUGACCGAGAGCAGGAUCAUGAACAAGAUGGGGAUAAAGGUAAGGACUUGGACGAGUCUUUUUACGACAUUAUCUCCACGUCCGCGGAGGAGGAGGGGACUAUUCUAUCAGAGUACUAUGGCAGUCGUACUCGCAUCAACUGUCCCACCCAUAAUUAUCUGUUCAUGAUACGCCAGACGGAGCUACCUGCAACAAUUCCCCGGGUAAAGUGGCUCCAGGGAGGAAGUAAAGGCGUAUUACAAGAGCUGGAAACCAAAUACAAGGCUUUCCCUCAGGCAUCGCAAGACACGAUUAGGAAAGCUCUGAAAAGUUUUGCGUCCGGGAAAGCAAGCUGGCGGUUGAUGCCUGAUAGCAAUGCCAGCACAUUACGAAUCACUGGAAGAGCCUCUUUCGCCGCUCACGAGAAGAUCAAGGCCCUUCUUGGCCUCGAGGCGGUCUCAUUGCUUGAGGUUGUCCGGGAUCCCAGAGUUCUCGCGCUCGAUGACCCAAGCUCUCAAAGUAAGGGUAGUAAAAGGGGUUCAGCAUCUCUCUUAGGAUCCUCUGAUGCUGAGGACAUGGCGGGGCAGAGUGAAGACACGAAGCGUCUGGCGUUCGCUCCGGAAGGAGCCUCAGGAAUCCCGUCGAAUUCCCUGCAGGCGUAUUCAAGUGUCACAAGCCGGGCAGUAGAGCCCACAGCGUCACAAAAGGACGAAGGCAUUGUGAGGAACUUGGCGGAAUCCGAGGCAAGUUCGCGGGUCCUUCCAGCUUCAGAUUCAGAGUCUGCUAGUCGAACGCCAGCAAUCCGAAAUCUGAUCACAUGA
This is a messenger RNA of Kockovaella imperatae, 1113 nucleotides long. RefSeq lists its product as hypothetical. The coding region runs from base 1 to 1113 and encodes 370 amino acids. The transcript has a single exon. The record is from RefSeq and is a predicted model, not a curated record. NCBI's taxonomy places the organism in Eukaryota, Fungi, Basidiomycota, Tremellomycetes, Tremellales, Cuniculitremaceae.